GCGUGCGAAAAACCUGUCAGCAGAAUUCGUUUAUAAGACGGUGCGAGUCCAACGAACGACCACAGUCGCAACCCGAAGAUUACUAACAGUCUUCAAACGUCUGCUGAACUCGUCUUACAAAAAAACACAACACACUCACUCUCCAACAUGAAUCGUCUGUCAAUUGUAUUGGUUAUCGCAUUGGUCGGUUACUCACUGGGUGCACCAGGCUACGGGAGUGGAUCACAAAAUAAUGGUAAUCAAGGUGAAUACCAACAGAGUGGCCACGGUGGUGGCUUACAACACGGAAGCAGUGGAAGCCAGGGACAUGGUAGCAACCAAGGAUAUGGUAGCAACCAAGGAUAUGGUAGCAACCAAGGACAUGGUAGCAACCAAGGAUAUGGUAGCAACCAAGGACAUGGUAGCAACCAAGGAUUUGGUAGCAACCAAGGAUUUGGUAGCAACCAAGGACAUGGUAGCGGCCAAGGACAUGGUGGACAUGGGCAAGGAAAUCAAUAUGGCAACAAUCAAGGAUACGGUUCACAACACGGACAAGGUGGUCAUGGAUCAGGUUCACAACAACACGGACAAGGUGGUCAUGGUUCAAAUCAUCACGGACAAGGUGGUCAUGGUUCAAAUCAUCAUGGAAACUACUAAAACUUCAAUCGCAACGUAAAUGUCAUCCGAAUCCCCUAUAUCACCAUUUUCUGGGACGUACCUGCGACGUAUUAUAAUAGAGUUGUCGACUAAUAUUAUUAUUUAUUUCACUAUUAUUUAUACCUAAAUUGUAAAUUUGCUUUAUAAUACUGUACCUAUUAUAUGAGAUUUUGAAUUGUAAAGAUCAACCAAUUAAACAUUUUUCUUUAAAAAAA
Metopolophium dirhodum (rose-grain aphid) is the source of this 851-nucleotide messenger RNA. RefSeq lists its product as uncharacterized. The record is from RefSeq and is a predicted model, not a curated record. The transcript has 2 exons. NCBI's taxonomy places the organism in Eukaryota, Metazoa, Arthropoda, Insecta, Hemiptera, Aphididae. Bases 148 to 636 code for a protein of 162 amino acids.